This is a messenger RNA of Tauraco erythrolophus (red-crested turaco), 1563 nucleotides long. NCBI's taxonomy places the organism in Eukaryota, Metazoa, Chordata, Aves, Musophagiformes, Musophagidae. The record is from RefSeq and is a predicted model, not a curated record.
AUGCGAACAGAAGCUCGUCGAAAAAAUCUCCUCAUUCUAAUUUUGCAUUAUUUAAUGGAGGAAGGGUAUGUCAAUGCUGCAAAUGCUUUGGAACAAGAGACGAAAUUAAGUUUGCGUGGCUUUGAAGUUUGUGACAACAUUGAUCUUGAGACAAUUUUGAUGGAAUAUGAAAGCUAUUACUUUGUAAAAUUUCAAAAGUAUCCUAAAAUUACCAAAAAGGUCCUGGACACUGCAGAAAAUAAACAACAGCUGAGAACUGGAGGAAGACCAAGAAGGGCAGCAAGCUCUUCUCAGAAUCUCCCAAGGCUCAAACAUCAGACAGAGCAACGACCACUGUCAAAAACUUCACCUGGGAGUACAAUGGAAUUUAAGUCAUGCACCAAGGAGAGCCCCAUACAGAGUAACGACAGCGCAGUUAGUCUGGAGCAAUCUGACUUCGGCUUAAGCAUCUCAGCAAUCAAAAAAACUGGAGGAGACAGCACUCACCCAAGAAGGGGCCAAGUAAUUGACUUCCAUGAGGCAAUUCAGGAUGCUGUCAAAGUAUCAUCAAAUGGAAUAGCCUUGAACAGCCUUAAUUGUGAUCCAGAUCCAUCAGAACGAUUAUUGAAACCCCUUAGUGCUUUUAUUGGCAUGACUGGUGAGAUGAGAGAGCUUGCAACAGUCGUAAGCAAAGCCAUUUAUCUCCAUAAUCCAAACGUGAAGUGGGACGAUAUUAUUGGACUGGAUGCAGCUAAAAGGCUAGUCAAGGAGGCAGUUGUUUAUCCCAUAAGGUACCCCCAGCUGUUCACAGGCAUUCUGUCUCCUUGGAAAGGACUAUUGCUGUAUGGACCACCAGGUACUGGAAAAACUUUGCUUGCUAAGGCUGUUGCCACAGAAUGCAAUACUACCUUUUUCAACAUAUCAGCAUCCACCAUUGUCAGCAAGUGGAGGGGUGAUUCAGAAAAACUUGUCCGGGUGUUAUUUGAGCUUGCCCGGUACCAUGCUCCUUCCACAAUUUUCCUGGAUGAGCUGGAGUCAGUUAUGAGUCAAAGAGGCCCUAUUUCUAGUGGUGAACAUGAAGGAACUCGGCGGAUGAAAACAGAAUUACUGGUGCAGAUGGAUGGCUUGGCCCAAUCUGAUGAUCUUGUAUUUGUUUUAGCAGCUUCCAAUCUGCCAUGGGAGUUAGAUCCUGCCAUGCUGAGACGGCUGGAGAAGAGGAUUUUGGUUGACCUCCCAAGUAAAGACGCACGGCGGGGGAUGAUCCAGCACUGGCUGCCCCCUCUGAGCAACAGCGGAGGAGUGGAGCUGAGAACGGAUCUGGACUACAGCUUGCUGGGCCAGGAAACAGACGGGUACUCUGGCUCAGACAUAAAACUCGUGUGCAAGGAAGCAGCUAUGAGACCAGUGAGGAAAAUCUUCGAUGCUCUCGAAAAUCAUCAGCCAGGUAACAGUAACUUACCUGUGAUCCGAUUAGACACGAUCACAACAGCAGAUUUCCUGGAUGUGAUCGCCCACACCAAGCCCUCAGCAAAGAAUCUAAGCCAGAAGUACACAGCUUGGCAGAGAGAAUUUGAGUCAGUUUGA